CCCGGUCAGCACGGAGGGGCAGCUCACCGAGUACUGUAAUGAGACCGGGCGCACGCUGUCACUGCAAACCGAGCAACGUGCGGAAGCGCUGUCAGUACGGAAACCUGGACUGCUUCCGUGGAAAGGGCUCUCCAGCAGAGGGCGCUGUGAGAUUUGAUGCAGCCCCUGCAGUGUGUCCGAUCAUCAUCAGCCCACGCGCCGUCUCUGCUGUGCGGGUCACCCCUCUGAGGAACAUGAGGAGCUCUCCUGAGCUCAUGCCCACUGAGGUGGACCCUGCCCGUGUGUGUAAAGGGAAGGGCGCAGUGACCCUUAGAGCCACGCUCGUGCACAUCAACGAUGAGGACUGUGUUAUCCAGGAGCCAGCUGUGACCCCAGCCAAGCUUACAGGUGCAUGGUUUGGGACAGUCAAUGGAGAUGCCACAGAAACCAGUUUGGCAGAGCAAGGGAUAAACAACACUGGAGCGGAUUUAAAUUCAUCACAGGCCAAAAGGACUCCAACACAGGUUGUGUGUCUUGUAAGCUCUGCUCGGUUGCAGCCCCUGUCCACCUCAGACUCUGUGAGUGGCCUCUCACCCUCAGAGGGCGUGACCUCCCCCGGUUUGUCUAACAGCAGCACCAGCUCAGCCUCCGCUGUGCUGCAGUACCGCCCAGAGGAGAAACGUGGAGCGACUGAUCAGAAUUCCACUCAGAGAGAGCAGAGACCUCCACCUGACAGCCCGCACACCCCCUCCACGCAGAUGGAGGCCACUAGAAUGAGGAUGACUGGGCAUUCACUGUCCCCUGCUCCCCUGGAGAAGCCCAGAGUCCCUGUGCGGAACACAGAGAAGUCCAAGGACUGGUACAAAAACAUGUUCAAACAAAUCCACAGAGUCCCAGAGCCUGUUGAGGAAAACCCAUACCGUCCCACCUACAUUUUCCCUGAGAGCAAUGGCAAGCCGCUGAGAACACGAGAUGACAGUCCUUCACAUAGUGGUGCAGAUGGGCGAAGUGUUCCUCGCUCUAAAAGUGCAGUAGACAUGGGCAGCUCCCAGCCACAGCGCAGGCUCCCUGUGCCCACACGAACAUCCUCCCUACAGCCAGAGAGGAACGAGUGGGAGCCCCCUGACAAGAAAGUGGACACCAGGAAGUACCGGGCCGAGCCCAGGAGCAUAUUCGACUACGAGCCGGGGAAAUCUUCCGUGCUGAGGGUGGAGAGGCCGGAUGUAAGUCCCGAAGAUGUAGAUUUAGAGAAUGAACCUUGGUAUAGAUUCUUUUCAGAGAUGGAGUUUGGAAAAGGGAGUGCCCCCUGUUUCAGCCCCUUGGAAACCGCCUCCGACCUGCAACGAUACCCGGCCUGCAAACCCUACCCCGCAUUAGCAGGCAGGGAAGCCAGUCCGGCCUCCCCUGAGAACACAGCUCCAGAAUGCGACCGGAACAUUUACAAGAGCGUCCUGGAGGGCGGCGACAUUCCGCUGCAGGGCCUGCGAGCGCUUAACAAACGGAACCCCAGCACUUCUUCCAGAGUGGAUUCUAAAGGUGGGAAUGGCUGUAUGUUUGCACCAUGCUCCUCUCUAAAUAGUCACUCAGUUCUUGCCAGUAACACACUAGGUACUCAGAAUAAGACUAAGAAGUCCCUGUCUGCUGCCAAAGCCUGCAUCCCACAAAUCCUACCCUCCAAGUUCAAGCCUAAGCUCUCCGCCACUAGUGACGAAGGCCAGGAGAGGAAGCCCAAGCCUGCGGGCCGGCCAACGGCACACAGCUGUGAGGACCUGCACCGGGAGCCGCCGGCCCUCGCCGGCCCAGAGUCGGCUGACGAGGAUCAUGGCUCGGCCUCUGACUCCGGGGCCGAGCGUCUGGAUGCGUCGCCUCUGAGAAACGGACCUCCUAACGAGACUGUGAGGAGCAUAGCCGAGUUCUCUGCCCUCUACAGGACCAUGCACCACAUACACAGGCCCAACUCGCUGGGUUCCAGCCCGCACGGUAGCGUCCGCAGCCUGGCCUCGCUGUUCGAGAGGCCGGGUGACGCCGCCACCGUGGAGCGGCCUGGGAACAUCCCCCGCGACGCCGUGACAUUUCGGGUGAUGGAGUACGAGCGCAUCAUUCAGUGCUCCAGCCUGGCCCCCACACGCUCCUCAUCCAUGCCCACCCUCUCCAGUGGCCCUAGCUCUUCCCACUGCCUCACCCCCGGAGCCUGCUUCCUUCAGUCAGCACUCUCUGCUGAGUCCUUGGUCAUUCCGGAGCCAGCACACGCGGACGACUGCUCCCUAGUACCUGCGGAGGACCAGGACUCUCAGGAGCCGCGGCUCUCGGGAGUUGCGGAAGCAGAACGCGCGGCCUCCCCUAAACAGAGCCAUACGUCCACAACAGACUCAAGAUCACUCCCACACCCGGAGGGCCAAGCUCAGCGGCAAAACAGCGGCGUGCCAAACACCGCCACAGACACCACUGUGUGUAGUCCCUCCAUACCCUCCACCCCCACAUCAGCGGACUCUCUCCCCCACCACCACCACCACCACCCUGACCACCUCCCCUUCCAGCAGCUUCACCUCAAACCCAGCAAGUGUAAAGGCUCCUGCCCUGCCUCCUACACCCGCUUCACCACCAUCCGCAGGCAUGAGCGUCAGCAGGGCGUUGCCUCCCUCCCCGAGCGGAGAGCCGUCCCUCCCCCCAACCUGUUACUCAUGGGUCCGGCGCCGUUCUCGCUGCGCAGGCCGCCGCACGCUCACCAGGCCAGAAGGACUGCGCUGGCCUCUAAAGCCACGGCCGGCGAGGCGCCCCGGCCGAAACCCGUCAUCCCGCAACGCCUGUCCUCCCUGGAGGUGCUGGAGAGGCUUAGUAACGGGGACGGCUCGCCCUGCGAGGGGCCGAGCGCCGACGAUCUGGCCGACGGGGAACCCGCCGACGCCAAUAAAAGCCAGUGCGGAGGUGGCUAUGCCAAAGACCCUUCUGUGUAGCACGGAGACACCACGGACGACAUGGUCCGUCGUCGCUAUGGAGACAAGGAGAAAAUCCUGGAGGAGCAGAGACGCAUGAAGCGGGAACAGGAGGAAGCCGACAUAGCGUCUCGCCGACACGCCGGCCUUGUGCUCACACAUCAGCAGUUCAUCACCAACGAACGCUUCGGGGACCUGCUCACUAUCAGCGACACAGAGAAGAGGAAAUCCGGACCAGAGAGGACGCCUGCCCUGGCCCUGUUCAACUUCAAAGCAGAGACUCUGAAGGAGCUGCCUUUUCAAAAGGGAGACAUCGUGUACAUCCUCCGACAGGUGGACCAGAACUGGUAUGAAGGAGAGCAUCAUGGCAGAGUUGGGAUCUUCCCCCGCAACUACGUGGAGCUCCUGCCCCCGACAGAAAAAGCCCAGCCCAAGAAGAGCGCUCCAGUCCAGGUUCUGGAGUACGGCGAGGCCAUGGCCCGCUUCAACUUCACCGGCGACACGGCUGUGGAAAUGUCUUUCAGAAAGGGGGAGCGCAUUACACUCAUCCGUAGGGUGGAUGAGAACUGGUACGAGGGCAAAAUAUCCGGAACCAACCGGCAAGGCAUCUUCCCGGUCAGUUAUGUGGAGGUGCACAAAAGACCCCGUGUUAAAAAUGGAGUGGACUACCCCGAUCCUCCCAUCAGUCACUCACCCCAUCGCAGCACGAAUGCCUCCCCACAGCUGGCUCGUAACCGCCUCACCACGCCCCCCCUCCCCUGCUCUCCCUUCCGCUCCAUCUCCCCUGAGGUCCACGCCGUCUCCAGCGAGUGGAUCUCCCUCACCGUGGGCGGGGUCAGCUGCAGCCCCCCGGCCGCCCCUACUCCCCCUCUCCCUCCUCUGCCCAGCACCUCCUACCGCCUGGGCGAGUACCUGCCCCCCUCGUACUCCGCCAGCCCCGUGCCUCCUCUCACGGGCAGCCCCUACUGCGUCUCGCCCGCGGCCUCUCCGUCCACCUCCCCCAUGCCGCCGGCCCACCCUCCCCGGCCGAGCUCGGCCACCCCGUUCCUCACCUUCACCCCGCCACAGGGGGAGGACUUCCUGCUAUUCCCGCCCUCGCCCCGCCUCUCCCGCAGCCUGAGCCCGUGUCGCGGAGCCGGCCUGGAGGGCUGGCUCGGGGGCGGCGCCAGGUUGCAGCAGGAGCUGCAGGAGGGCGAUGGGGCCGAGGCAGACAGGCCUGCCGGCCCCCGCAGGGCCCCGUGCAACUGGAGGGAGAGCCCAGGCGAGCCUCUGAAGAAUGAAGGAGACUACCAUGGGCGAUCCUCAAGAAGUCCACUCAUGUUAUUCGACAUCCAGGAUAACAACAUAAACGCCAACUCGUUCACGGAGGCCGUGUGUAAUGAGAUCAUGAAUAUUGCAGAGACCUCGGUGAGGUACUGCAGCACUUUGUCCCGCCCCUUAGACUCCGCCCACAGACUGAUGCCCCACCUCAGUAAACACUCUCUCAUCAUUUCCCAGCAACCCCAGUCCCAAAGCAGCAGCCCUGAACCUGGACGCCUGAGCUGCGGCAUAUUCCAGGCACUCUAUAGCUAUGUGCCACAGAACGACGAUGAGCUUGAGCUGCAGGAGGGAGACCUCGUGAACGUCAUGGAGAAAUGCGACGACGGCUGGUUUGUCGGCACAUCCAAGAGGACUAAGCAGUUUGGCACUUUCCCAGGGAACUAUGUGAAAGCUGUUAACCUGUAACAUGUGAAAGUGUGUGAUCUGUACAACGAGAACCUAUCGCUCUCCGUACAGCUACCUGAGUGACGCCCCAUUACUGCUGAGCUCAAGUCAUUGUUAUUCCCCUUCAGUAUUGUAUCUCGGCCAGCUGAAUGUCCAGGUAUGUGAUCAGAAAGGUGUGUGGCAUGUCAGUGAAGUAUGGAAGUAUGGUACAGUAAAAUGUAAUAUAAUGGCUUUUCAACCUUCACUUCUCUUACAAAGGACACAGAAAUGUACCCUUGUCUCAUUGAAAAUGAACCAUCCUUAAUAUAUUUUUUUAAAAAUACAUAUAUAAAAAACUUAUUUUAUUUUAAAUUUUUAUCACUGAAAGUACUAAGCCAUGGUGCACAUUACUACUGUAUCACAUACCUGACAUUAACACAGCAGUAAUCCUGAAGUCGACGAAACACUAAUAAACUCACUCGGCAGUCUCCCAGUUACUCUGCGUUGAAUGUGUAAUGGCCUCACAGUGCGUUGCAAGGGGUCAGAAGGUUAAAGGACCAGGCAAAGGUCAGAAAUACCACACAUGGAUCUAAGAAAUAAAUAUGGAAUUAACUUUGGACCCUCUGUAUAUCCACUGCUUUUGAGAGCAAUAUAGAUUUAUAGGAUACAUUUUAAAGUUUGUGGUGUGAGUUUCUGUUCAUAUAUGGUGUGAAAGUGUUGGAAUAAAGGCACUAAUGGUUAUGUAUUCAGCGCCUUAAUCUAAUUGAAAUAAUUGUCUCAAACUAUUUCUCAGAACUGCUUGGCUAAAUAACUUUUUUUUUUUUGUCUCAGAAUGGAGUUCAUUUUCAGUUCAUAUGAAUGGAAUAUGGGAAGCGUGUUUUAAAAAGAGACCCUGCCCGUGAUGUUUAACUCACGCAUGACGGCAACGCUUGCUGUCCAUCCUGCCAUCUGUUUUAAAGCAGAUUUAAUACACAAAAAUAAUGCCAGCUUAAUGUUGAUGACUAAAUCAUGCUAAAUGUUUAUCUUCUUUUUUUGGUGUUUGUAGAUAAAUUAGACAGGGAUAAUGAAGCACUUAGUAGUGUGACUUAUGUUGCAUCUUAUUACUUGGUGUAUAUACUACAGCGGUGUCUCAGGUCCAGGGCAGAGGGGCAAAGUAGGGUAUCAGGGGCAGAAUUCCUGCGCUCAUGUUUUCAAGAUUAAAGAAAGAUUGAGGAAAAACUUGUAUUGUUAGGAGAAUGUUAUUUUAAAGUCAAUUUGAGAAUUAAGAUGAAUAAUUUUAGAGAAUGGAGAACAAAAGUAUUAUUUUGGUGAAAAAAAGCUAUUUCCAGUGUUAAGGAAGGUAGUUUCUCUGGUAUAUUCUUAACUCUCCAACUUUAUUUAUGGAAUGUUUUGCCUGAUCACAACAUAUAUAUUUUUGUUCUCAUUAUCUUCUAAGUAAUACUUUAAUAUAUUGUAGCAUUAGUGUCCUUUAAACUAGCCUUUCUUGCAGCACUUAUGCCCACUCAGGGUGCUGGUGUAUUAGACAUUUUAGGCCUAUGUAAUAUAAUUGUUUUUUUUUUCUUUUGAGGGAAUGCAUGCAUAAGCAAGUGUUCCUAAAACCUUUAACCUAGAUAGCCAUUACCAGUUCCAUGAUGCCGUGGUAGGACGGUGAACAUGUGACAGUUAUGUUUGGAAUUUGUGAUCCACAUGCAAUGACAUACCUCCACCCAAUCUCAAAGUGCCAUUUACACGAGUAAGCCACAUUUGUUAUUUUCUCCAAAUUUGAAUGCGGGAUACUCAAUAAGACAGCUCUUUAUCCUUGUUUUGAACAUGAGUUUAGUUACCUGUACUUUAACUGCAUUUCAGGUAUGGUUUCAGUUGAACAGAAAGCAGAAUUUUUGAUUGUUCACUAGGACCGUUGUGAAGACAUAUCAUGCAUGGGGUUUGUGUAGUGUUACUCUGACAACCAUGGGUGUUUAAGCUUAUGAAGGUUGGAUACUUCUGCUCCCCACAGUACUGCGCUGUCUGUUUGCUAACAUGCCGGGGCGUGUAAGUGAUGAGCUUGUGCCUUGUCUCAUCAAGGCGAUGAUAAUCUGCUCCAUAUGUCUGGUCCAUCUAUCCACUCAGUUACAUCAACGUUAAGGUAGUUGUAACACGCAUAUGAAUAUAGUGUCUUGAGAAACCUGGGCUUUGGACAUGCGCAAUGUUUGAGAAUCAGUUUUCUCCUGUCAUAAUUGUAAAUAUGUAUAGUAUAAAUGAAUGAAAGUGUUUGACGCUAAUACAGCCUUUAUGAAUAUAGCAGUUUAUACUACAUGAAGAAUUUUGAAAGCACAGAAGGUUGCUUGGCACAGAAGGUCUGAUGUGAAUGAAUGCCAGAUAUCUGACACUGUGUUAGGACUGAGAUAUGCCUUGUGUUUCAUGGCUUCGUUUAACUGUGCCUCCUUUUUGUUUUGCCUUGAUUUGUUUUCCAUGCUCCUCUGAAGGAUACGGUACUUGUUUCAGCACAAGUGUGUCAUGGGGGACAAUGACCAAGAGCCUGACUGCAGUCACCAGAGUUCUUAAUAACACGUGUGACAUGAUGCCUGUCGUGCAUAAUAAUAAUAAUCAGAAUUAUGUGAUCUUCCACGUGCAGAGGCUCACGUUGCAGUUGUUGUUGUUUUCCUUUAUUUGCGGUGCUGUUAAAGUACAAUAUUGGAUUUAAAACGCACUAUUUACUGCUGUGAUUUCAUUAUGCAAUAUUUAAUAAACUAUAUUACAGCUUUU
Messenger RNA from Electrophorus electricus (electric eel), 7337 nucleotides. The record is from RefSeq and is a predicted model, not a curated record. Lineage: Eukaryota; Metazoa; Chordata; Actinopteri; Gymnotiformes; Gymnotidae.